CUUCCCUGAUUUUUCUAUUUGGCUCAAAGUUACAUAUGUUUUUUUUUUUUCGAAAAAAAAUAUAAAGCCAAUUAGCAACCGAUGAAAGAAGAUGGGAUUAUAAAAGAAUGGACAAGGAAAGUGGAAGGAAACCUAGUACUCAACAGGCGUCAUGUGGUAGGCGAAAAAGAGGGAGAGUGAUGAUAAUGGUAUUGAUGGGAGAGUGACGCCAAAAGCAAACGCGGGAAUUUAGUGUAAAUGAUAAGUAAGCUCCACAAAUCAUGACGUUACGCGUUCCCGGGAAUCAAGAAACUUCCACCCAACUGAAAUCCCCACCAGGCGCCUCCCAAUUGGUAGUCCCAAAGUUCCUUGGACACGUGCCUUCCUCAAAAUUACCCCCCUUUCUUUCUGUGAAAAGCCCACCACAAUCAGUUACUCUUAUUUAUCGAUAUGUCUUCCAGAUACCUUACACGUGUCGCCACGUAUCUUCUCCGUCCACACCCCUGGUUACCUCUUCCUCAACCAUGGUUAACUCCCAUUUGGGUUGGCUUCAGCCACCCAUAUUUAUCAGCUGCCCCCCAAGUUGGUGAAGUCUAAAGCUGUGUUGGGAAAACUGAAUUUGCUUCUUAUAGCUCUACCUUCUCUCAUACUCUUUUUCUCUCACUAUUCUCAAUUCACUGUUUCUUUUGGAAAUUGGGCAGAAGAAUUAGAGCGAGAGGUUUUCCUGAAGAUGGGGCUCUCCAAUUUCCACAGCCCAGCUGAAGGUGUGCUUCCUGUGCUAGUAAUGAACACGGUUAUGUCAGUGGCUCUGUUGAAGAAUAUGGUGAGAUCUGUGCUUCAAGUGAUGGGUGCUAAUGGGAGCUCUCCCAAUUUAGAGGAAGACCCAUCAAAUGAAGAGUACUCACCAAUGUCAGAGAAUGCCAAGGAGAGAAGAGUAUCAGUAACCCAGUUCAAGUCUUUGAGUCACAGCAGGUCUAGUGUCGGCAGGAGUGAGAAUGCCUGCAGUGCAGGCAGGAGUGAGAAUGCCUGCAGUGCAGGCAGUAGUGGCACUGGCACUGGAUGGUGUUCUUCAAUGGAUUGUUGUGUGUGUCUGUGUAGGUUUGAAGCCGAGGAGGAGGUUAGUGAGUUGUCUUGCAAGCAUUUCUUCCACAAGGGUUGCUGGGAAAAGUGGUUUGAUAACAAGCAUAGUAGCUGCCCUCUAUGUAGGUCUAUCCUCUAAACGAUAAGGUAAGUGGGCAUGUAGGGUUUUUGGAGGAAUACUUUUGUUUUGUCUUGUACUUUUUUCCUCUUCAUGUUAGUUUUGAAAAUGCUCAGGGAAUGUAGUGCGACCGCUUAAUGUAUGUGUAUGAAAGUAUCAAAAGAUUUCAAAUAAAGAACUAAUGAGGGGUUGAAGCUAGCA
Molecule: messenger RNA, 1378 nt
Organism: Vitis vinifera (wine grape)
Lineage: Eukaryota; Viridiplantae; Streptophyta; Magnoliopsida; Vitales; Vitaceae
Product: probable E3 ubiquitin-protein ligase XERICO
Exons: 1
Coding region: 710-1198 (162 amino acids)
Source: RefSeq, a predicted model, not a curated record